Artibeus jamaicensis (Jamaican fruit-eating bat) is the source of this 5988-nucleotide messenger RNA. It is a transcript of the gene KLHL20, whose product is annotated as kelch like family member 20. Gene Ontology annotation, molecular function: protein binding. The transcript is spliced from 12 exons. The record is from RefSeq and is a predicted model, not a curated record. Bases 120 to 1949 code for a protein of 609 amino acids. Lineage: Eukaryota; Metazoa; Chordata; Mammalia; Chiroptera; Phyllostomidae.
GGGGGAAACGGAGAAGGAGACGAGGCGGCGGGCGGAGGAGGCAGGGGAGGCUGCGGCAACGGAAAAGUGGCAGAGCCGGUUUGGCUUCAGAGUGUGGUCAAGGGGACUUUUCAUGGUGCAUGGAAGGAAAGCCAAUGCGCAGGUGUACCAGCAUUCGACCAGGAGAGACUGGAAUGGAUGUGACAAGCCGCUGCACCCUUGGAGACCCCAACAAACUGCCAGAAGGGGUUCCCCAGCCUGCCCGCAUGCCCUAUAUCUCAGACAAGCACCCUCGACAGACCUUGGAAGUGAUUAACCUCCUGAGGAAGCACCGGGAGCUGUGCGACGUGGUGCUGGUGGUGGGCGCCAAGAAGAUCUAUGCCCACCGAGUCAUUCUGUCAGCCUGCAGCCCCUACUUCCGAGCAAUGUUCACGGGAGAGCUGGCAGAGAGCCGGCAGACGGAGGUGGUGAUCCGAGACAUAGACGAGAGGGCCAUGGAGCUGCUGAUCGACUUCGCCUACACCUCCCAGAUAACCGUGGAGGAGGGCAACGUUCAGACCCUCCUCCCCGCUGCGUGCCUCCUCCAGCUGGCAGAAAUCCAGGAGGCCUGCUGCGAGUUCUUAAAGAGACAGCUAGACCCUUCUAACUGCCUGGGUAUCCGGGCUUUUGCGGACACGCAUUCAUGCCGCGAGUUGCUGCGGAUAGCAGACAAGUUCACUCAACAUAACUUUCAGGAGGUGAUGGAAAGUGAAGAGUUCAUGUUGCUCCCAGCCAAUCAACUCAUUGACAUAAUAUCCAGCGAUGAGCUAAACGUUCGCAGUGAAGAGCAGGUGUUCAACGCGGUGAUGGCCUGGGUCAAAUACAGCAUCCAAGAAAGACGCCCUCAGCUACCCCAGGUGCUGCAGCACGUCCGUCUGCCUCUGCUCAGUCCCAAGUUCCUGGUGGGCACCGUGGGCUCGGACCCCCUGAUCAAGAGUGAUGAAGAAUGCAGAGACCUGGUGGACGAGGCGAAAAACUAUCUCCUGCUGCCCCAAGAACGACCACUGAUGCAAGGACCAAGGACACGACCGCGGAAGCCUAUCCGGUGCGGAGAGGUGCUGUUUGCAGUCGGUGGUUGGUGCAGUGGAGAUGCCAUUUCCAGCGUAGAACGCUAUGACCCGCAGACCAACGAGUGGCGAAUGGUGGCUUCCAUGAGCAAACGGCGGUGUGGGGUCGGGGUCAGUGUUCUCGACGACCUGUUGUACGCAGUCGGCGGCCACGACGGAUCCUCCUAUCUCAAUAGUGUUGAAAGGUAUGACCCCAAAACCAACCAGUGGAGCAGCGACGUGGCUCCUACGAGCACCUGCAGGACGAGCGUGGGUGUGGCGGUGCUCGGAGGCUUUCUCUAUGCCGUCGGAGGCCAGGACGGCGUGUCUUGCCUCAACAUUGUUGAGAGGUACGACCCAAAGGAGAACAAGUGGACCCGAGUGGCCUCUAUGAGCACCAGAAGGCUGGGCGUGGCCGUGGCCGUGUUAGGAGGCUUUUUAUAUGCCGUGGGGGGCUCUGAUGGGACAUCUCCACUCAACACAGUGGAGCGCUACAACCCGCAGGAGAACAGGUGGCACACCAUCGCGCCCAUGGGGACCCGGAGGAAACACCUCGGCUGUGCGGUGUAUCAGGACAUGAUCUAUGCCGUAGGGGGCAGAGACGACACUACAGAGCUCAGCAGUGCCGAGAGGUACAACCCCAGGACUAACCAGUGGUCUCCGGUGGUGGCCAUGACAUCCCGCCGCAGCGGAGUGGGCCUGGCCGUGGUGAACGGACAGCUCAUGGCUGUAGGAGGUUUUGACGGAACCACGUACUUAAAGACCAUUGAAGUUUUCGACCCUGAUGCCAAUACGUGGAGGCUGUACGGCGGGAUGAACUACCGUCGGCUGGGGGGCGGUGUGGGAGUGAUUAAAAUGACGCACUGUGAGUCCCACAUCUGGUGAACGCCCAGAAGACGUGGUGUGGGUGCCCCGCUGCCUUCCGGAGCACUUUGACUUUGGAGCUUUCUGCAGCUCGAGAAAACGCUAGAACAAAUUUUAUUCUUUGCCGGUGCCUCAACCUAUGGAAAUACAAAUAUCACCACCGUGAAAGUACUUCACCCGUAGGAUGCCAUUUUUGCACAGUAAUUUUCAGUCCUGUGCACAGCAUUUAUUUUUGGUUUUAAAUUUCCAUGGAUUUUUUUUUUUUAGUUUUCCUCCUAACCAAAAAAGAAAAAAAUAUCCAAGCACUAAAAUAUUAUUUUAAGAUACUAAGUUUGAAAAUGCUAGUAAGGGAGGAGCUACACGUGACCCAGCUGUUAACUCUAAGCACUCCGUGCCGUGAUUCCUCGUGACUCCACCCACUCCCGACCAGGACUGCAGUGACAGAGGUCACAUGCGCAGUGUGGAAGUCAGCCAUCGUUCUUGCACUAAGCACCAGAAGACUUGAAAAUCUUUUUUAAAAUGAAGCAUCUCAUUUUAACUAGUACAACUCAAAAGAAAUACCGUUAUUUUUCAGACUAUAAGACACACUCCCCAAAUUUGGGAGGUAAGAGGGGUGUGUUUUAUAGUAGGAACGUAGCUUGCCUGGCUCGCUGGGGGCGGUGGCCCAUGUUAUUUAUGUUAUUAAAUAUUUUACCACAUUUUUUGCUUCGAAUUUUUUUUUCCAAUUUUCCUCUGAAACCUAAGUGCGUCUUAUGGUCCGAAAAGUCGGUAUUAAAUCAAUGAAACCAGGACUCGGUUUUCAUCCGUGGAACUCUGCAACCUGCUUCUUUUUUCCAUAUGAGCUUGUUUUCUGCUCUACUGAACGUCUUUUUUUUUCCACAGUAUUCUAGUUUCUGAUUGAACUAGAGCCCUGCUCAGUGCCUCUCCAGAAGCAGCAGACGACUCUCACGCUCUGUGACCCCCGAGGCUGUCACGCGCAGCCCCGCAAGUUCUCGCUCAGAAACAACCGCUGACCGAGGCAGCCUCUCCGGCUCUCGUGCUGCUCCCAACAGGCGUCCCCUCCCCGGCAGUGAGCUGUUGUGCAGUUCGCCCUGGAUGCACGGCUGCCGAAGAGGAGGGGCCCCUGCAGGCACGGCCUCCAGGGAACAAAGUCUUCCCCCGUUCCGGGGACGGCAGGGACGGGGUAGAGCCGACGGAGCCGGUUCACUGCUGCCUUCGUUCUUCUGUGCACCCGUGUGUCCUAGCCCUCGCUCCGUGCCGCCGCUGUCACUGCUUCUCCCUCAUUGCACCCGGGAAGCAGUUAGAAAGGUCUAAGGAGAAAAUGACACCACUUCAUGGCGGUCGUUGUGUUCAGAGGCCUUUUGCGGGAAAAUCUUUAAACAAGACUUUAUCCACAACAAAAGGAAUAACCUUCUCCUCACCCCCACCCCCCCGACUAAAAAAUGUUUGGCAACUUUUGUGUUUACAUUUAAAAAUCAUUUGCACCUUUACAAGGAAAAAAAUAAGUAUUUGGUAAACAAUUGUUUACGUGUAUCAUUUAUGCUUUUUUCUAGCAUGUAUAACUUUUUAAAAUAAAGAUAGUACUUACCAUAAACAUUUUUAAUGUUUGUAUCUUUGCUGUUUAGAUUUUCUGUGUCUAUAUCACUUAUGUUUCUUUUGUGUAAAGUUGUAAGUACUUCCACAAACCUGAAGGAAUAAAGGGACCGCCAGCUAGAGUUCUAUUUUAUAUAAAAAGUUUAAUAUAUAACAUGUUAAUGCUUAUAUGAAUGUUUCUUUUAUACAUUGGUUAUGAAUGUUUACUAUAACAUUUCCUAAGCACCAAACUUACUUCCCGGGACAGGACUCAGAAUCGUAGGGUUUGGGGCUGGAAGGACGCAGCAGUCAGCCGGCCCACACCCGCUCGUUUCUCUGCUCUAAGGUGGAAACCCAGAAGCCCCCAGAGUAAACAGACAGUGACGAAGCACCGGUAGAAACCAGUGGCCCAGACGCCCCCUCCAUUCCUCUUCCUCUGCCCCGCUGCCACCGCAGGCCCACCCGAAACCGGUACACUAACCUUAAGUAGCCAGGUUAGUUACAUUGAAAAACUAAAUAUUUUCGAGAUUCUUACAGUACCAUCAUUAACAGCCAGGCUUCAAGGCAAAAUCACAUACUUCUCAUGGCUCUAGUGUUACCUAUGUUGGGAGAAAAGGAGGAGACUAACAAGAACAAAAUUCUAGGGAUGAGACUCUGCACAAACGGGUCCCCAGUGGGAGCAUUCACGUGGCCGCGAUCCAUGAACAGACCCAGGAACUGCACAACUGGCCAAAGCGUUUGGUGAAGUCAGUUUUCACCGAGUGAAAUAAACACACUGCCGUGAAACGACGUUUCGUUAACUCAUUUGCACAGUGAUUCCGCCACUCUGUACCUGGACCCCCGGGAAGCGUCCUUCUCAGAGUUGCCCACACCGAGCCUGCAGCGCUCCAGCAGGCACGGCUCCGGUCUGCUCACCUGGCGCCCGUGUGGUGCGUGCGGUCUCUGCCCCGGAAGCCGUGGCUCCCUGCGCUCGCCUGUCUCCCCGGCCGGGCUCGGGGCCAGCAGUCCGCCCUGGGUCGUCUCUCCUGGGGAUCUAGGAAGACUUGUUUAUUUUUCCAUCUGUUCACCUGUUUACUUGUGGCUAGGACAGGAUGGCAACUUCAAAAAUCCUUCCAUAAGACACUGGAAACCAGAAGUGGAGUGUAGUUUUGAGUAAAAACAAAAACUGAAUCGUCUCAACAGAUGCAGAAAAAGAAAUUUGACAACGUUCAACAUCUACCCAUAACAAAACCCCCUCAACAAAUUAGGAAUAGCAGAGUGCCACUUUAAGCUGAUAAAGGCACUUAUGAGACACCUACUUAACAUCCUAUUUGAAUGCUUUCUUGUUAAGAUCAGGAACAAGAUGCAGAUUCUCAUCACUUCUAUUUCUUCUAAUACUGAGAUUCUAGGCAAAGCAAUUUAGCAUGAAAAAAGAAAUAUGCAUUCAGAUUGAAAUUAAGAAGUAAAACUCUUUAUUCACAAACGACACCAAUUUUGUAUAUAGAAAAUAUACGGAAUUCACCGAAAACACUAGCGUGAAGAAGUUCAGCAAGGUCACAGGACACAAAAGCAAUAUACAAAAUCAAUUGCACUUCUGCGCAUCAGUAACAAACAGUCCAAAAUAAGGAAACAAGUCUAAGUAGCAUAAAAAAGUAAUAUUUAGGAGUAAAUUUAAUAAAAUGCAAUCCUUGUAUGCUGAAAACUAUAAAACACAGUUGAAGGAAACUUUGAAAGAUUUCAAUAAAUGGAAAGGUAUCCCAUGUUCAUAGAUUGGAAAACUUAAUAAAAUUAUGAUGAUACUCCCCAAAUGUAUUUACAGAUUUAAAACAAUCACUAUCAAUAUCCCAGUUAACUGAUUUAUAGAAGUUGACCAACAAAUGCUAAAAUUUUUAUAAAAAUGAAGAAGACCCAGAAUGGCCAAAACAUUCUUGAAAAAAGAAUAAAGGUAGAAAAGCAUACCUUCUGAUUUUAAAACGCACCACAAGUCUACAGUAAUCAGGCAGUGUAAUGGUGGCAUACAGACUGAUAUAGAUCAAUUAAAUAGAAUGGAGAAUCCAGAAGUAAAUAUCCGUAGCCAACUGGCUUCUAAGACAGGUAACACAAUUCAUUGGGAAAAUUAUCUUUUCAGUAAAUGGUGAUGGAACAAAUGAGUAUCCACAUGCCCAGUGAUGAGUUUGGAUGCUCACCUCACACCAUACAUAAAAAGUAACCCAAAGUGGAUUACAGACCUAAAUUUAAGGGUAAAAUGACAGAAUCCUUAGAAGAAAACAUAACAGUAAAUCUUCAGGACUUAAGGUUAAGCAAUGAUUUUUUAGAUAAAACCCCAAAAGGACAAUAAGUUGAAAAAACUGAUAAACUGGACUUCAUCAAAACUUAGAACUUCUGCAUUUCUAAAAUAAAUGAGUUCAGUCUGAUACUUCCAAUUCAAAUUUAAUAAUAUAGUUUGUACUUAGCCUACCUGACUUUACAAUUUGUGUAUCUUUUCUCUUACACUGUAUAUCUGGUUCCA